GCGGUGUCCCAGUUCCAAUGCGAUGUAUUCACCAGCAGGAGUAAUGAAACGGGGAGAGGGGGCAUUUUCCGCAGCUUAUUGGUGAGACCGCAAAAGACUAGCGCACAGAGAGGACAGACACAAACUUUCGGACAGAGGACCAAAACGUCAUUUAUCUGUCUUUUUCUCUGGACGCGUCUGCGGCCUUUUUUUUUAAAUUUCUAUUCCUGUUGUUUAUCCAGCAGCCUGAAACGUUACUUUGUCGCAGUUCGUUGGAAGUGAUUUACUGGGCAAUGGUGAAGGAGGACACAUUUUGCGGAAUUCACGCCUUUACCUGUGUUUAUUCCCUAAACUUCACUCCAGUGAGGGGACACUGACUUGGAUCCUGUGUGCGGCAUAAAGUGAAGUAGCCAGAGGGGCUUCAGCUGCCCUGCACCACUGGAGCCUUCAAUAAUGUCGGGGCCAACACACCGCAACCGGCCCCCUCGCUUCUGACCCAACAUGGAACUCAAGGUCUGGGUGGAUGGAGUCCAGAGGGUCGUCUGCGGGGUCACUGAGGCAACCACCUGCCAGGAAGUUGUGAUAGCUCUGGCACAGGCUAUAGGUCGUACUGGGAGAUACACUCUGGUAGAAAAAUGGCGGGACACUGAGCGUCACCUGGCCCCUCAUGAGAGCCCUGUGGCUUCUCUGAACACCUGGGGCCAGUAUGCUGGUGACGUCCAGCUGAUCCUGCAUCGCACCGGCCCCUCCCUGACUGAACGACCACCCUCAGAAGGACCCCCUCUCAGGGGACCUGAACGUGGACUGCAUCGACAGAGCCUCCCGCCCCUUGCAAAGCUGCGUCAUCCCAACGAUCGCUCCCUCCGACGCCGUGAACCGCGCCGCAAGUCUCUCACGUUCACUGGUGCACCCAGAGGCCUUAGGGAGAUACUGAGCGGAGGACGAAUUGGCGAGGCUGAGGCUAAACGAAGACUCCUCCUGGGAAACGGUGGAAAUCACCACCAUGCAGGACCAGCCAUCGGGACUGCAUCGCCUGGCAUCUGGGCCUGUCGCAUGGAAGAUUUGGUCAGAUUGGUCGGUCUGCAGAGAGAGACCCUCAAUGUGCUGGAGAAAAAGCUGGAGGCCUAUGAGGCUGAGUUGCAGGUCUGGGCUGAAGGGCGAGGGGGGCGAGGUGGAGGGUUCAUUGGGGACCCAGGAGGAGGAGGAGGAGGGCUGAUAGAGGAGAUCCUGAGGCUGGAGAAGCAUCUGAGGAAGAACGAGGUGGAGAUGGAGGAGGAGGAGUUUUGGGCCACUGAGCUGCAGAUUGAGAUAGAGAGUGAGAGACAGCUGGAGGAAAGACUGCAGGAGCUACGAGGACGCCUGCAAGGCUGUGAACUGGACAUAGAAGAAAAGCUGGCAAUGGUACAGAGUGUAGAGGCAGGCCUGGAAGAGGAGCGGCUGCAGAGGGAGCGGCAGGAGACCCAGUGGGUCAGCGAGGCAGAGGCUCGGGCUCAGGUCCUCAGAGUCAAAGCAGAGCUGAAAGCCCAGGAGAGACAGGCUGUCCAGCUGGAGAGCAGUUGCAGAGCGGUGGACAGGUCACUUGGACAAAGCAGCAAGAAACUGCAGGACAUGCAGCAUGAGCUGGAGCAGCUGACCAAGGAGCUGAGGCAGGUUAACCUGCAGCAGUUCAUCAAGCAGACCGGCACCAAGGUCACAGUACUGCCGGCUGAACCCACUGAGGAUGAAAGUACUCACAGCAGUCACGGUAUAGAUUUAGUUCCCCUGUCUGGCUCCCUGAAGCGUCCUGUGUCGUCACACUCGUCCACUCACCUCCGGGUCCUCCAAAACCCUCUAAGUUCUGGUCUGAACCCAGAGGGAAUCUAUGUGUGAGACAAUUCUGCUUAGAGUGAACACGUCCUGUCUCCCUUUCAGAGCCCAUUUCACCCAUGAACACAUUUGUAAGUGGAUAUCUUUGUACAGGAUACCUCAGUAGCACACUACUAUGCACUGUUGUCUCAAUUAGAUGAAGGCAACCUUGAGUGUGACAACUCAAACAGAAGGAAUGAUGCUGAUCUUUAAAUGGAAGUCAUGGAGCACUUGGUGGGAUGAAAGAUGGUUAGAAGCGAUAGCCUGAAGAAACAACACACGGCAGCAGCACCAUGCGUCAUGGUGCACCGUCUCUGAACAUAUUAGGACUUUCUAAACAUCAAGCUGUUGUGGACUUCUUUUAUAAACAUAUCCACUUAAUGUACUUUUACUCUCACUUUAUUACCUGCUGAAUGAUUUAUAUUGUUUCUCACUAGCAUCAUGAUUCAAAACUAUGGCCUUUUGAACAGUAUUCUUGAGAAUCUUAGUAUGUGAAUCUACAAACUAUAUCUCUAAACUCAUAUGUAAUUUCUGCAAUGAAUACAUUUUACCCAGCAUAAUGACUGGUUCUUAUAUAAUUAAUGAAGGAUCCACUUGUGUCUAUAGUCAAACUGUCAUGUUGCAUAUCAGAAUUUAUUCCUGUAGCUCUGACUCUCUGUUCAUGUUAAAACUAUGCACAAAUGGUUAAUAGUUUUGUUACUGAAGAAUGUUACUGUCUGUACGUACCAAAAUGAUGGCUUAUUGUAAAUAUGUUUUCUCACUUUACAGCUUUAUUUAGUGAAUUAUUAUAUUUUAUUACAAAGCUGUGCAUUCACAGUUACACGAUGGAGUGCCCUCAUUCCCGCAGUAAUGUCUGCAUAAUGAAACAGUGUUAUUAUCCUCUUAAGCUGAUUUUUCUUUUGUAUUCUUUUUUUUUAUGUUAAGAUGCAACACAGUAUAUUUUUGCCAAAUGUAUUAUGCUUGUUUUCUGGAAGGAUCGGUGGCCAAAGAUUAGCAGGUCUUUGCAUGAUUGUGUCGUUGAUAUAGCCAUAUCUGGAUGUGAAGAGCACCCACAGUAUAGUAAAUCACUUAGUUGAGUCUAAAAAUGGUGGCAUGUAAUAAUACAAUGGAUAGCUACAGCUACAGUGCGUGAGUCAGUGAUUAAAGAGGUGUGUGUGUGUGUGUGUGUGUGUGUGUGUGUGUGUGUGUGUGUGUGUGUGUGUGUGUGUGUGUGUGUGUGUGUGUGUGUGUGUGUGUGUGUGUGUGUGUGUGUGUGUGUGUGCAUGCGCGCGCGCGCAGAGUCAGAAGCCCUCGUAGGUUGUAGUUCAGCUGCUAAUCACAUCAAAGUGCCUUAUAUUCAUUCCACAGUUGGUGUAUAUAAAAUAAUGUACAGUGAAGCAAUGAUCAAAUGUCGCUAGAUGUAUUAGUGCCACAUUUCUGCACAGAGAGACAUGCCAAUAGUGCAGCAACAAAGAGGAAACUAUAAUUAUGUUUUAUCUGUCAGUAUUUUGCUGAAAUGUCAGUGGAAAGAACAUUAUUGAUAGUACUUUCCACUUUGCUACUGUAUUAUUGUCGCCAUAAUAAUAUGAGCUGUAAAAUGCAUUGACAUGUAAUCUGAUUUAUUUCAUCAUGCAACACAUAGCAUAGUCACCAGUUUAUAUCAGUACUGUCAUCCCAGAAUAAAUAGUUGAUGUAAUACAGAAGGAAAGUCCACCCUGUAUGAUUCAGUAUCUACAAAAACACAACAAAAUACAUCAGCGCUACAGUGUGUGUCUCUCGACUUGCCAGUUAAAGGAGAGACCUGUUAAAAAAACUCUUAGGGUUUCAGGUCAUCGAUGAAAGUCUAUAUAUUGGGGUGGAUUUUCCCUUUAAGAAACCAUUUGUGUGCAUUUUCCACCCUGGGAUGAGAUGUAGCUGUGGUCACUGUUUACAACCAUAUUAUGUUCUAGAGAACUGUAAGAUGUCAACUGUACAUAACCUGUUUUUAUUUUAUUUUUCUGCCUUAAUAUACUGCAAAGUGUUGACAGACGUAUGGCUGUAACUGGCUGCUGAUAUGACAUGGAUUGCAUGAUUCAAUAAACCAUCAGACAAAA
Dicentrarchus labrax (European seabass) is the source of this 3896-nucleotide messenger RNA. RefSeq names its product ras association domain-containing protein 8 (gene rassf8a). Gene Ontology annotation, biological process: signal transduction. The transcript is spliced from 6 exons. The coding region runs from base 481 to 1848 and encodes 455 amino acids. The record is from RefSeq and is a predicted model, not a curated record. NCBI's taxonomy places the organism in Eukaryota, Metazoa, Chordata, Actinopteri, Moronidae.